AUGUCCAAGGAAGAACCAGAGCUUGACGAGCUUUGGCGUGAAUUUCAAAAUGCGAAUGAUGAUAUACAACAAAAACGAAACGAGGUUAUCGAAGAAAUUAACAAAAACACCAUUUUGAAUGAAUAUCCUGGAAAAUUGUCCAUCAUGACGGCAUUAGAUGAGCUAAUUGCUUGUUUUUCAUUAGGUGGUCAAUUUAAAAACUACUACAGAUAUGGAUCUUACGAUUCUUGUGAAAGACAGAGAGAAAAAUUCUGGUUUGCCGUUAAACAUGGUUCAUUGGUGGAAGGGAAAGAUAAACCCGCGGAGGAAUUGAAUGACAAGGAAUUAAACAGUCGAGUAAAAAUUCAACAAUUCUUCAAAAAGCGCCUACUAGAGGACAAAGCUAAAGGAAGCUCUGAAGAUAUUUGGGAUGCCAGAAAGAAGCUACAAAGUUAUCCAUUCAAAUAG
Molecule: messenger RNA, 447 nt
Organism: Lodderomyces orthopsilosis Co 90-125
Lineage: Eukaryota; Fungi; Ascomycota; Pichiomycetes; Serinales; Debaryomycetaceae
Exons: 1
Coding region: 1-447 (148 amino acids)
Source: RefSeq, a predicted model, not a curated record